Molecule: messenger RNA, 447 nt
Organism: Ostertagia ostertagi
Lineage: Eukaryota; Metazoa; Nematoda; Chromadorea; Rhabditida; Trichostrongylidae
Source: the annotation of a GenBank genome assembly
AUGUUACGGAAAGCUAUGCUGGAGAUGAUCCUGAGAACUAGUGCUCACGAACCAGUUAAAAACCUAUCAAAGGAAAUACAAAAGCAGAUGAUGCGAAUAAUUGUGCUAGAGAAUGAGGAAAACGCCAUACUAGCCAUUAAAAUAGUCGUGGAUCAUAGUAAGAUUGCGCGCUCUCACCUGAUACCCGAGGUGUCUGUGAUGCUACAAAAUUUCAAGCAAUGGGUUAAAUGUAUGUGUGUCACUCUGUCAAGGCCACAUACCUUUGAUACGAUAGAUUUGACGCAUCCUUCAGUUCAACUACCAGAGGAAGCAAUGAUAGAAAAUUACCUUCAACAAUGCUACUAUACACAGUCUGCUCUACUGUACUCUCCAAAUGGAACCUUAGACACACUGGUGGCAUCAACGCUCAGUGGCGGAAGUCUUGCUGCUCAGCAAGGAUGCCACUGA